AAACAAGCAAGCCUAUCCCAGACCUUUCUAAGGGCCCCCAACCGCACGAAGCAGAGUGCAUACACAAACGAAAGCAAGCCUCGGAAAAACCCUACGGGAGCAGGUAAAGUGAAUGUGAAGCCGAAACUGGCAGCGAUGUAUUCUUCUCUCUUCUGCGUUCGUCAUUCUUGUUCGUCUUCUUCUUCCCUGAUCUCUCUCGCUCGCUGCCACAUUCAGCAAACUCUUUCCAGGUCCUUCUCUUGGAUGCCGGCGAUAUAUGGUGGAUUUCCAGGUGCUCAAAAGAGUUUGCUAGAUGUAUGUAAAUCUUCUGAAAAAAUUCCAAAAGGAAAGAUUGCAGAUAAUGCUCGGGAACUUUCUGGUAGCUCAGGGUUGAGUGGCACUCCUCCAUAUGCCUUAGGUUUCCAACAUUCAAUACAUUCAACUAAUGAGAAAGAUUUUGAAAAUAGAAGAAACUCUCCAUCCAUGAAUUUUGUAAGGAGUGUAGUAGAGGACGAUGGAAGAGACAUGAUGAGAUCUCGAGGAAGACUUCCUCGAUAUAAUGUUGAGCAAAAUGCAGACUUUGUCCACAUAAAGCUGAUGCGAAACAAUACAUUCGUCACAGUGACAGAUUCAAAGGGGAAAAAGAAAAUUGGGGCAUCAUCCGGAAUGUUGCCAGAAAUGAAAGGUGGAGCAAAACUAUCUCGGUAUGCUGCAGAAGCAACUGCAGAACAUGUUGGAAGAAUGGCAAGAAAUCUGGGGUUGAAAUCAGUUGUAAUGAAGGUGAAAGGGUUUACUUAUUUUAAGAAGAAAAGACAAGCAAUUAUGAGCUGGAGAGAGGGCUUCACCAAUUCUCGAGGGGACCAGAAUCCAAUUGUAUACAUUGAAGAUACAACAAGACGCCCCCAUAAUGGCUGCCGACUCCCUAAGAAACGCCGUAUCUAAAUAGUAGUAGUCUGGAUGUUUGAUCGAGCAUUGUUUACUUGCAAAUGAGGUGCUCUUGUCAAGUACAUUUCAAUGGUCAAAUAAACUUAUGCAGAGAGGAUAUGGAUUUUGUCUUGAAUAUUAUUCCAUUAUGAUGAUGUUAAUGUAAUGAUAUUGUUGAAUUGUGGGUUGCCUGGCUCUUUUUGAAUGUGCCAAUGUGUUAUGAUUAUGGUAAUGUUAUUGUUGGAAAUAUUUUGAAUGAUAUUUGCAUUAAGUUCUUAUUCUUUGA
Molecule: messenger RNA, 1189 nt
Organism: Ziziphus jujuba (common jujube)
Lineage: Eukaryota; Viridiplantae; Streptophyta; Magnoliopsida; Rosales; Rhamnaceae
Product: small ribosomal subunit protein uS11m
Exons: 2
Coding region: 136-921 (261 amino acids)
Biological process (GO): ribosomal small subunit assembly; maturation of SSU-rRNA from tricistronic rRNA transcript (SSU-rRNA, 5.8S rRNA, LSU-rRNA); translation
Cellular component (GO): mitochondrial small ribosomal subunit; ribosome
Molecular function (GO): mRNA 5'-UTR binding; structural constituent of ribosome; small ribosomal subunit rRNA binding
Source: RefSeq, a predicted model, not a curated record